Molecule: messenger RNA, 831 nt
Organism: Papilio xuthus (Asian swallowtail)
Lineage: Eukaryota; Metazoa; Arthropoda; Insecta; Lepidoptera; Papilionidae
Product: RAS oncogene family member Rab4
Exons: 5
Coding region: 171-782 (203 amino acids)
Molecular function (GO): GTP binding; GTPase activity
Source: RefSeq, a predicted model, not a curated record
UACAUAGAAUCAUAUUUUAAAGAUUCUAAUGUCUAUUUAAGUGAAUAAAAGUAAACAAAUUUUUAUAGCCCGUCCAUAAUCGCGAUUGAAACUACGAUAAGAUUAUAAAAUCAUAAUUGAAACUAUGGUUUUUGUGUAAACAAAUACUUAUAACAAAUAUUGUAUUCAAAAUGAGUAGAUGCGAUUUUAAAAUAGUUUUAUUGGGCAGUGAACAUGUUGGAAAGACUAGUUUGGUGCUUCGUUUCGUUAAUUGUAGAUUUAACGCGAGUGCACCAUAUCAAAACACGAUAGGCGCGGCUUUUUGUGCAAAAGCAAUGUAUUCAAAUGGCAAAACCUUCAAUGUUGGUAUUUGGGAUACUGCUGGCAGUGAGAGAUAUGAAGCAAUGACUAAAAUGUAUUACCGUGGAGCUCAUGCAGCGAUUAUAUGCUAUGAUCCAUCUUCUUAUGCAUCCUGGAUUCGAUUACGACACUGGCUGCAAGAAUUGAGGACUGUGGAAGAGGAUUGUAAAGUUUACCUGUGUGCAACUAAGAAAGAUCUUCUCGACUCCUUGGCAGUGGAAAGGGAGGUACCUGAAGAUAUAGUAACAACAUACUCCCAAGGUUUAUCUGGACAUUUCAGCACAUCUAGUAAGACGGGAGAGAAUGUUGAGGAGUUAUUCCAGAAGAUAGUUGACGAUUGUGCAGAAGAUAGACAAGUAAUGAAGAAUGUAGAAGAAAUGAGAAUGCAACUCGCGAAAGAAGAAGCUGAUAGAUGUAAGAAUAAAGAAUAUUGUUAUUGCUAAUAAAUUGAAAUAUCCGACUCGAAGGACCAAGUAAGAGGUAUCUUACUAA